Molecule: messenger RNA, 2653 nt
Organism: Chenopodium quinoa (quinoa)
Lineage: Eukaryota; Viridiplantae; Streptophyta; Magnoliopsida; Caryophyllales; Amaranthaceae
Product: protein FAR1-RELATED SEQUENCE 11-like
Exons: 4
Coding region: 425-2509 (694 amino acids)
Biological process (GO): regulation of DNA-templated transcription
Molecular function (GO): zinc ion binding
Source: RefSeq, a predicted model, not a curated record
UGAUAGUUUGAAGGAGAGCUAAUUCAUAACUGAUAUCAUUAGCUCCGUCCCUCUUUCUGCUACUCUCUCUUCCUCUUUCUCCCUCUGCGAUUCUUCCUCCUCCUCUGAUUUCGUGCAUCAUCAACACGGUUCUCUCUGUCACUCUUCGUUUUCGUCGUAUUUCAGUUAUACAUUAGGAAUUUCCCAACAAAUUUACCCCGAGACCCCUAACUGCAUAAUUGCAAGGUGGCAGCACUGCAUUAUCAAUAAACAUACUGCCGGCAACUUCAAAGAAGACGGAGACAAAGACGAUGAUUCUUCGACGACAGGGGAAACGACCGUUACAGCUGAAUUGUACAAAAAAUGAGUGAGUCUGGAAUUCAAUUGCUUAUUUCUAUUGAAUUUACUAUCUUGGUUUUUGCAUUUGUUCGUAUUCUUCGCUAAAAUGUCGGUGGUUUCGCUGCUUGAUUUGGGUUGUGAGAAGAAUAUCUUAUCUCAUCAAGAGGAUAUUCAUCCAGUAGUGGUUUACGACGAUCCUUCAGAUCAGAGAUCAUUAUCACUAGAUGAUAUAAGUAGCGCUGAUGAUUUGCCUAAUGAAACUGGCCUUUCUUUAGAACUUACAAAUGAGGUUGUUCCUUAUAUUGGCCAGAGAUUUACUUCACAUGAUUCUGCUUAUGAAUUUUAUAGUGAAUUUGCUAAGAGAUGUGGGUUUUCAAUUCGUCGUCAUCGAACUGAAGGAAAGGAUGGUGUUGGGAAAGGUUUAACUAGACGGUACUUUGUUUGCCACCGUGCUGGCAAUAGCCCGGUCAAAGUUGCUAAUGAGAAUAAGCCCCAAAGAAAUAGGAAAUCUUCACGUUGUGGGUGUCAAGCAUACUUGAGGAUUAGCAAGACAACUGAAUUGGGUAUUUCUGAAUGGCGUGUAACUGGUUUUGUUGAUCACCAUAAUCACGAAUUGUUGGAACCUAAUCAGGUUCGUUUCUUGCCUGCUUACCGGAAUAUAUCAGAAAAUGAUAAAAGCCGAAUUUUUAUGUAUGCCAAGACGGGAAUUUCUGUGCAGCAGAUGAUGAAGCUGUUGGAGCUAGAAAAAUGUGUAGAACCUGGGUACCUUCCAUUUACGGAGAAGGAUGUUCGGAACUUAAUUCAGUCAUUUAGGAAAUUGGAUCCAGAAGAGGACAGUAUGGACCUCCUGAAAAUGUGCAGUAACAUUAAGGAAAAGGAUCGUAGUUUUAGAUUUGAGUACACUUUGGAUUUGAACAACAAUCUAGAGAAUAUUGCGUGGUCUUAUGCUUCAUCAGUUGAAGCAUAUGAGAUGUUUGGUGAUGCAGUUGUCUUCGAUACUACACAUCGAUUGACUGCUUUUGAUAUGCCCCUUGGAAUAUGGAUUGGAGUAAAUAAUUAUGGAAUGCCUUGUUUCUUUAGCUGUGUACUUUUGCGUGAGGAAAAUUUGAGCUCAUUAUCAUGGGCUUUAAAGGUAUUUCUAGACUUCAUGAAUGGAAAGGCUCCACAAACAAUAUUGACUGAUCAAAAUAUGUGCCUGAAAGAAGCAGUGACAGCGGAGAUGCCUACUACUAAACAUGCGUUGUGCAUAUGGCUCAUUGUAGCAAAGUUUCCCUCCUGGUUUAAUUCUGUCCUUGGGGAAAGAUACAAUGAGUGGAAGGAAGAGUUCUAUCGACUCUAUAACUUAGAGUCCAUUGAUGAGUUUGAGUUGGGUUGGAGGGAUAUGAUUUAUUCUUUUGGUUUACACUCUAACAGACAUAUUGCCAAUUUGUUUGCCUUGAGGUCACUUUGGGCCGUAUCAUACUUAAGAAGCCAUUUCAUGGCUGGAUUGACUAAUACCGGCCAAUCGAAGUCAAUUAAUGCUUUUAUCCAACGUUUUCUUAGCGCACAAACUCGGCUUCCUCAUUUUGUGGAACAAGUUGCUGUAGCAGUUGAUUUUAAAGAUCAGGCCGGUGAGCAACGAACAAUGCAACAGAAUUUACAAAAUAUUAACCUGAAAACUGGAGCACCAAUGGAAGCCCAUGCUGCCUCAGUCCUCACACCCUUUGCAUUCACCAAGCUUCAGGAGCAACUUGUUUUGGCUGCCCACUAUGCUUCUUUCCAAAUUGAAGAUGGUUUUCUUGUACGACAUCACACUAAACUCCAAGGAGGUCGGAAAGUGUACUGGGACCUACAACUAGGUAUCAUUAGUUGUAGCUGUGAUCUGUUUAAAUUCUCGGGUAUCCUAUGUCGGCAUGCCCUUCGUGUUCUUUCCACUGGAAAUUGCUUUCAGAUCCUUGAAAGAUAUCUUCCACAGAGAUGGCGACGAUUCAAUUCAUCUGCCUUUAAGCUUCAGAGCACCCCUACUGACCAUGGAGAAAAAGUUAUACGGUUGCAGAGCAUGGUAUCUACCUUGGUUUCAGAGUCUUCCAAGUCAAUGGAGCGCUUAGAUUUGGCAACUGAGCAAGUAUCUAUCCUUUUGUCACGGAUCAAGGAGCAGCCAAUUUCAACCUCAUUCGUCUCAAGAGAUGCUACUGUGCAUAGGAGUUUUUAGUUUAACCUGUACGAUAUGGAUUUCAUUUUUUUCCAUGUUGUUGAACACAAUAAGGAUUCAGUUGUUUAAAGGCAAGAACCGAAGGAUUUAUGUCUUCGUCAAGUGCAAUUACUUGAUAUAUAAUGGAUCGAAUUAUGGAGAUAA